Effrenium voratum is the source of this 969-nucleotide messenger RNA. The record is from the annotation of a GenBank genome assembly. Lineage: Eukaryota; Dinophyceae; Suessiales; Symbiodiniaceae.
CAAGUAACAAGCCGCCCGGCGACCGGGCGGCUUGUUACGCCGCGUCCUGCGCUGCAUCCGCCGAUGGCGGAAGAGGAUCAUCAGGACGACGCAGGCGGACGGUUUAGUGGCUAUGUGCCAAGCGGCGCUACGGGCACCACUGCGGUGAGGGAGCAGCUGACCGCGGUGAAGAAGGAGCUGGACAUUAUCGUCCACGAACUUCGGGGGCCAGGUGGCCAGGUGCAGGCGGUUGACCUGGAAGAGGUCGAACGCCUGGUCCGGCACCUUGAGGUUGACCGAGGGGAGCUAGCUCAAAGGUGCCGACGCCUGGCGGAGGAGAACAAGGACUUGCUCGAAGUGAACAAGAAGAUGGAGGUGGAGCUCUACGCGUCCCAGCGCAAAGUCGAUGAGGCGGAGAGGAAGCUGCGCCAUGAGCAGAUCGAUCGCCCUGACCCGGAGGGCCCAGGGAAGCCCGAUGUGAGCGCGGAGGAGCGCCUUACCCAAGAGGCCUUGGAGGCAUUGUCCAGCUCUUCCAGUCGGGGCGCGGCCUCGCCGUCCCGGGGCGAGCUGGCGCGUGCGCUGCGCGCGGCGCAGGAGGAGUUGGCUGCCCAGCGCCGGCGGAACGAGAAGCUGGAGCGGCAGAGGAUGAAGGACAGCCAACGUGUACAUCUGCUCGAAGAUGCUGUGGAGCGGCAGAGACUGGAGAUUGCAGCCAUUCGGCUGCAGAAGCAGUCCAAGCUCGGACAGGCCAUGGGGAAGCCUAAGGCGCUACAUCAUUUGGCGCAUACCCUGCCGAUCAAGCAGUCGGCCGGCCAUGCGCAAGGUGAUGGUGACAUGCCCAAGUCCAAGUCUGAUGUGUCGUUGCGUUUGCCGCACAUGAGACCGUGACCGUUUCACCUUGUGAAGAUCCGGCGGUAGCCCGAGUGGUCAAAUCAAAUUUGGGCAGGACCUCCCCAAAUGGCUGUCUGUUUGGGGUAUUAUGUCGACCCC